AUGGUGGACAAAUAUUGGCUUAGAGCAAGCUUUAGAGUGCAGGUUACGACAACACGCUUCCCUCAGCCCCAGCAUUCUCUUUCCUCUGAGGCUGGACCAUCUCAUCGGCGGUCUCGGCGGGAUGACUUCCCUCGUGUUCGAUCCGGGGCUAAUGUAAAUUGCAAUGGUUCAGCUGCUAUUGCAUCUCGAUUCGGUCGAGCCGCUUCUCCUGGUGCAAUGGCGGCACGGCGUGCGGCUCUUGAGGAGGCGGCUCGUGUAGUGAGUCUUGCUUCUGAAAUGAAACAUUACACAUUUCUGGUCGCUAAAUUCUGCAAAUUAGAUCAAACUACUCUCUUUUUUCAAUUGAAUGCGCAAAAUUUUCUAUACUUGCAACAUAUAUUAUGGUCUGUCAUUUGGCAAAAUUAA
Molecule: messenger RNA, 405 nt
Organism: Protopolystoma xenopodis
Lineage: Eukaryota; Metazoa; Platyhelminthes; Monogenea; Polystomatidea; Polystomatidae
Source: the annotation of a GenBank genome assembly